AUGGGGCUCAGCGACGGGGAAUGGCACUUGGUGCUGAACAUCUGGGGGAAGGUAGAGACUGACCUCGCGGGCCAUGGGCAGGAGGUCCUCAUCAGGCUCUUUAAGAGCCACCCUGAGACCCUGGAGAAGUUUGACAAGUUCAAGCACCUGAAGUCAGAGGAUGACAUGAGGCGUUCUGAGGACCUGAGGAAGCACGGCAACACGGUGCUCACGGCCCUGGGGGGCAUCCUCAAGAAGAAGGGACAUCACGAGGCUGAGCUGAAGCCCCUGGCCCAGUCACAUGCCACCAAGCACAAGAUCCCCAUCAAGUACCUGGAGUUCAUCUCAGAAGCCAUCAUCCAUGUCCUGCACAGCAAGCAUCCCGCGGAAUUCGGCGCCGACACCCAGGCUGCCAUGAAAAAGGCCCUGGAGCUGUUCCGGAAUGACAUCGCUGCCAAAUACAAGGAGCUGGGUUUCCAUGGCUAA
This is a messenger RNA of Leptonychotes weddellii (Weddell seal), 465 nucleotides long. RefSeq names its product myoglobin (gene MB). Gene Ontology annotation, cellular component: extracellular exosome. Gene Ontology annotation, biological process: oxygen transport. Gene Ontology annotation, molecular function: heme binding; oxygen binding. NCBI's taxonomy places the organism in Eukaryota, Metazoa, Chordata, Mammalia, Carnivora, Phocidae. The record is from RefSeq and is marked provisional.